AUGGCUGAUAAUGCGAUGUCCGAAAAGGCAAAAAAUUCGAAUCUUGAGUGUAGUGAAAAUAUUGCCCAUCGAAAAUCACCGGAUCUAUUUCCCGAAAAUGUUCCUGGUGCGUGGGAUAUGCAUAGAACAUUAACUGCAGUUGCUAAUGAGCCAAAAACCAAUCGGUUCAGAACUGAGUUAGAUCCACAAGACGUACGAUUAGUAAAUGAGCUUGGUCAAUUUAGUGCUGAUCAAUUGAUGGAAUAUGUAAGGAGUUUACAGAAUUCGGCUUAUACAUUAGGAGUAGAAGAAGCAAAGCAGUUUUCUAAAGGAAGAUUUUUGCGAGUCUUUGAGAAGCGAUCAGAAGAAGUGUCCAGGUAA
Messenger RNA from Thelazia callipaeda (thelaziosis nematode), 360 nucleotides. The record is from the annotation of a GenBank genome assembly. Lineage: Eukaryota; Metazoa; Nematoda; Chromadorea; Rhabditida; Thelaziidae.